UCAUUGCCCGGUCCAGAAGACGACGAGCCUCCAGCAGCCGUUAGACCGAGUCGCCCUCGACUUGGUGAGCGUCAGCGCUCCGCUUCCCAGUCUUGGCGGCAAACUCCCCAACGCAGAACCCUCACCCUCCAGGAGGAGGAGGACGUGGAGGAUGAAGACGACGAGGAGCCCACCCCUUUAUUUUGCAGAAGGACUUCGACCCCAACAUCCUCGUUUUCCAGCAGGGGGUCCCAAUGGCGACGCUCCACCUUAAGCAGCCUUGACUCUGCAAUUGACGUUGACGACCAGCAGUCUGAUCACGAAGCACAGGACGUCCCCAGACCUGGACGGAAGAGACCAAAACGGGGGCCUACUGCUACGGUAACUACAGUGGAGCCAGUGGCCUCAACCACCGCCGAGGAGAAGGAUACGGGGAAACGCGACAAGAAAAAGCACAAGAAACGCCACCGCCAGCCGCAACAGCAAGACGAGGCAGAAGAAGUCGUUGAGGCAAGCCCGCCGAAAAAAAAAAACAAGAAAAACAAAGAAAAGUACACGGGGGCCUGGGGGGCCUGGCUGGCCGAUCUGGCCAAGGAUCAGGAUCGACUCUACAACAAGUUAAAGAAUUAA
Messenger RNA from Porites lobata, 609 nucleotides. NCBI's taxonomy places the organism in Eukaryota, Metazoa, Cnidaria, Anthozoa, Scleractinia, Poritidae. The record is from the annotation of a GenBank genome assembly.